AGGCCGUCCUUUCUGAAGGCGUCAACGUGUGUCCAACGAAAGCAUGACCACUGACCUCUUCAAGCGAACUGCGGCCAACGGAAUGAACCCCCCAGCGAGACUUCGAAACACCAGCUCGGACCCCUUCCGUGUGGCAUCUUACUGUCUCGCCAUGUUCGGCAUCCACGUAGACGACACGAGCACGUACACGGUCUCCCUGCCCGUGCGGGUGCUCAACAUUGCCCUCUCGGUUCUAACCGUCCUCAUGACGAACCUCUUUCUCCUGGAGCAUGUGAUGAGCUACCUGUACGGCCUUUCGGGCUGGAUGUACGCCAAGUGGCUGAUGGCCGCCAUCAGUGGGGCACUCACGGCAACCACCGUCAUCGCCAAGGCGUCCAGCGUCAGGCAGGUGGCCGCCUUCUAUCGGACCAACUUCAUACCGUGGCGGACGCGCGCCAAGACCGUUGCCCGGGUCAAGUCCACCCUGGUCAUCCUGCUGGUAUGGGCCUUCAUUCUGGCCAACGCCUUCGACUUUGCCGCCAACGGCAUCGAGGAGGAUGCCAAGAUAUACGCCUUCUUCUCUCGAUCUCCGCUGCCGGUCAACGGAACGUUCACCCCAGAUGCUAUCAGGGAGGGCUUCUUGCGCCUGGAUGCCUUCCUUCGCUGGCUCUUCGUGCUGGGUCCAACGUGCUUCAGCAUCUUCCUGUACAGCUUCAUGACGGAGCUGGCCGCGGGGAACAUGGACCACCUGAAGCACUACAUUCUCACGAUUAAACACUCGGACCACGACGACCCUGCCGAGACGGUGCGCCAGAUCCGAGACCUGUACUUCCACCAGGCCAGCUCCGCACAGGAGCUCGAUUCGGCAUUCAGCGGCCUCGUGCUGCUCUGGUACCUGAUGUGUUCCGUGUUCACGUGUGCGAACAUCCGCGGCGCGUACCUCGGCGAGUUUCCCGGAGACCGUGCCGUGUUCUCCGUCCUUCUCGAAGCAUUCCCGCUCUACUGCGUCUACGUCGGCAUCACGAUGGCUGCAUCGGACUUGCACGACGCGACGAUGGAGGUCCUUACGCAGAUUGAGGCGUUCACGGCCAUCUUGGGCAAGCGCUACCAGCUGCAGCACGCCACUUACUUCCUGGCCAACAUGUGCAUCACCUCGGUUGGCCUGAAUCCUCCGCGCCUUACCGUGGGCCGCCUGUUCCCCAUACGCCGCGUGCUGCUCGCCGUUCUCGUGCUGCUGUUUGUCGCCGCGGCCUUAGUUUCCGCACGGAUGGCACAAAGUAGGGAUUAGCUGCGUCUGCAAUGCUUAGUGAUUACUUGUUUGCACUGUAAGCGUUGAUAUAUGACUAGAAGGUAUCAACAAUCGAACAUAGCCGUAAAUCACCGCAGUGGUUGUUCGAGAUCAUUAAAAUCGUU
This is a messenger RNA of Rhipicephalus sanguineus (brown dog tick), 1392 nucleotides long. RefSeq lists its product as uncharacterized. The coding region runs from base 44 to 1267 and encodes 407 amino acids. NCBI's taxonomy places the organism in Eukaryota, Metazoa, Arthropoda, Arachnida, Ixodida, Ixodidae. The transcript has 2 exons. The record is from RefSeq and is a predicted model, not a curated record.